Molecule: messenger RNA, 950 nt
Organism: Rhinolophus ferrumequinum (greater horseshoe bat)
Lineage: Eukaryota; Metazoa; Chordata; Mammalia; Chiroptera; Rhinolophidae
Gene: ATRAID
Product: all-trans retinoic acid induced differentiation factor
Exons: 7
Coding region: 32-721 (229 amino acids)
Biological process (GO): positive regulation of osteoblast differentiation
Cellular component (GO): intracellular membrane-bounded organelle
Source: RefSeq, a predicted model, not a curated record
AGCUGCAGUGAAGGACGAAGAAAGCGGAAAAAUGUCCCCUUGCGGGCCUGGCAGUCCUUCGAUCCCGGUACCCAGGGCUGCGGCCCUGCUCCUCUUUCUGGGCGUGGAAAGAGCUCUGGCGCUACCCGAGGUAUGCAUCCAGUGUCCAGGGAAUGUGGGAAAUUUGUCAGAAGUCGCCCUUUAUUGUAAGCAGACACCAGAGCUAAUAUUGCUGGCUCGCUGCUGCCUGAAUCAAAAGGGCACCAUCCUCGGGCUGGAUCUCCAGAACUGUUCUCUGAAGGACCCUGGUCCAAACUUUCCUCAGGCACAUACUGCUAUCAUCAUAGACCUGCAAGCAAACCCCCUCAAGGAUGACUUGGCCAACACCUUCCAUGGCUUUACCCAGCUCCAGACUCUGAUACUGCCACAAGAUGUCAACUGUCCUGGAGAUACAAAUGCCUGGAAUACUGUCACGUAUUACACAAACAGGCGAACCUGCCAAGGGCAAAGGAACCUUUGCAAUAGCACCAGGGACACAGAAAUGUGUCCUGAGAAUGGAUCAUGUAUGCCUGAUGGUCCAGGUCUUUUUCAGUGUGUUUGUGCUGAUGGCUUCCAUGGCUACAAGUGUAUGCGCCAGGGCUCCUUCUCGCUGCUUAUGUUUUUCGGGAUUCUGGGAUCCACCACAUUAUCCAUCUCCAUCCUGCUUUGGGGCACCCAACGCCGAAAAGCCAAGGCUUCAUGAACCACGUAUAGGUCUUCCUACUGACCUAAAGGUCAUCCCCAUCUAUCGUAGCCCAGCCAGGGGGAUUUGCUUUCUCGACAGUUUAGCCAACAGAGCCUCCUCAAGGCUGAGACCGCCGUUGGAAGAUGGAAAAUUGCACAAUUUUGGAGUGUAACACUCCUGUUCAGGAGAGGACUAGUACCAGUUCCCAUUUGUGCUGUUAACCAUAAUAAACUUUUUUUUUUUUUAG